Messenger RNA from Auanema sp. JU1783, 633 nucleotides. NCBI's taxonomy places the organism in Eukaryota, Metazoa, Nematoda, Chromadorea, Rhabditida, Rhabditidae. The record is from the annotation of a GenBank genome assembly.
UUGUUCCGUUUGUACCUGAUAGUCGAUCAUACUCACUUACUUAGGACACUGAAUCUGUUCCCUAUUCUCUGUGUUAUCAUAGUAUUCUUUCUUUCUUUCGUAUCAUCAGUAACAUUCUACAUUGGAUAUAGUGAGUUUGACCCGAGUAGCCUUCCGUUCAAUCUUUCACAGGAGCAAUUGGAUUACAUGUCAACGAGGACAGCUCUAUCUUACCAUUUGAAGACUUUCAAAGAAAUAUUCUAUCCCGUGUACUUCGUUUCGUUGAUUCUGCUAGUUGUAGUAAUGGGUUCAUCAACUGCAUUUGAGAUCGUUCGUACCAUCCAUAAGAAACAAAGCCUUAUGUCUACCGGAGCAUGCAGUCAUCAUCUGAAAGUGCUGAAGGUUCUAACGAUUCAGGUGGUUUGUACGGUAUCAGUAUCUUGCUGUGCUCCUUUCGCAAUAGCCCUGUCGAUCUUCAUCCCUAUAAGUUCAACCGUAAUUUAUGGUUGCUCGUUACUGUUGGGUACUAACUCUAUGGUCCAAUCUGUUCUCACCAUCUGCUUAAACCCAGUUUCCCGGAGAACUGUUCUGACUCUCAUUGGCUUGCACAAACCUGAAGCAAGGAAGACUACUGUCCGAGUAGAUGCAAAGUAG